Lactuca sativa (garden lettuce) is the source of this 600-nucleotide messenger RNA. RefSeq names its product Bifunctional inhibitor/lipid-transfer protein/seed storage 2S albumin superfamily protein. Lineage: Eukaryota; Viridiplantae; Streptophyta; Magnoliopsida; Asterales; Asteraceae. The record is from RefSeq and is a predicted model, not a curated record. Gene Ontology annotation, biological process: systemic acquired resistance. Gene Ontology annotation, molecular function: fatty acid binding.
UUUUUCAACAACUUACACUCCAAUGGCAUCAAACACAUGCUUUGCAUUGUCAACUCUAUUAAUUUUGUACUUCUUGGCUGCAUCAACUUCUGUUCUAGAAGUCGAUGGAGCUGGUGAGUGUGGAAAAACACCUAUUCGGUCUGCUGCCCUUAGCUUGAGCCCAUGCUUGGCUGCAGGUGGGAAUGCCAAGGCUAAGGUUCCACCAAUGUGUUGUACCAAGGUUAACGCUUUAAUCAAUACUGCACCAAAGUGUCUUUGUGCGGUUUUGCUUUCUCCAUUGGCUAUCCAAGCUGGUAUAAAGCCUGCUAUUGCGAUAGGCAUCCCUAAGCGAUGUAACAUCAAAAAGAGGCCAAUCGGGAAGAAGUGUGGGAGAUACAUCGUGCCAUGAAGAUGAUAUCAUGGAAAGAAACUAUAAAAGUGUUGACUACAUAAAUUCGUCCUACGAAUAAGUUUAUUACAAAUACAUGCUCUUUCUGUUGUAAGCAAGUCAUGUGUGAUACGUGUUCUUGAUGGAAGUGAGGACGAAUCUAAUUUCAUAAUAUAUGUAUUGUUUUCUGUAUUGAAAUGUUUUAGUGUAAUAUGAAAUAAUUUUUCUCAAAA